Messenger RNA from Scedosporium apiospermum, 465 nucleotides. RefSeq lists its product as uncharacterized. Gene Ontology annotation, molecular function: protein binding. Bases 1 to 465 code for a protein of 154 amino acids. Gene Ontology annotation, cellular component: mitochondrial outer membrane; peroxisomal membrane. The transcript is spliced from 4 exons. NCBI's taxonomy places the organism in Eukaryota, Fungi, Ascomycota, Sordariomycetes, Microascales, Microascaceae. Gene Ontology annotation, biological process: peroxisome fission; mitochondrial fission; autophagy of mitochondrion. The record is from RefSeq and is a predicted model, not a curated record.
AUGGGUGGUGACGAGCUACCAUACGCCCUGGAUGCCGAGACUCCACUGAAGGAGUCGGAGCUCCGGGUCCUCCGCGAUCAGUUCGAGAAGGAGGGUGAGAUGGUGAGCGUACAGACCAAGUUCAACUAUGCCUGGGGUCUCGUAAAAUCCCAAUCGCGAGCCGACCAGCAACUCGGCGUCCGUCUCCUCUCCGACAUCUUCCGCGUUGCUCCCGAACGCCGUCGCGAAUGCCUCUACUACCUAGCCCUCGGUAACUACAAGCUCGGCAACUACGGCGAGGCGAGACGAUAUAACGACAUCCUCCUCGACAAGGAGCCCGCAAACCUCCAGGCCUCGAAUCUACAGACGUUGAUAGACGACCGCGUCACUCGGGAGGGUCUCGUCGGCGUGGCGAUAAUGGGCGGUGUUGCUGUUGCGGCUGGCGCUGUGGGUGCAUUUUUGCUCAGGAAUGCGCGGAAGAGGUGA